UCGAGUGGGAAGAUGCGUUUGAGUCCAACUCGUGUGAUCGAUAUCCUAUGGUUUUUGUUGUGUUUAUGUUUUUUUCUGGCUUUUUUAGUGCACAGAUUCUCACGUAUUUUGCCGGCAAUACUAAAGAACUCCCCAGUCCAGCUUUUGUUCCAGGAUCUUAUUCGAUACGGCAAAACUAAGCAGCGGUUAAAACGAGACAACUGGCUGCGCAUCUUUGAUAUCCCAAAAAGAUGGUUCUGGCACUUUUAUGCAGUCUCCCUUGUUUGGAAUGGCCUUCUGUUGGCCCUGUCCCUUAAUUUGAUAUUAAGGGACGAGCCAUAUCCAUUAUGGUUAACUGUGAUGUCGGGAUAUUUAACAGGCAUACCAGCGGUUGAUAGUCAAACUCCAAAGGUGUCUACUUUACUGGUGCUGCUGCUGCUGUGGAUCCAUUCUCUCAGGAGACUGUUGGAGUGCCUGCUUGUCAGUGUGUUUUCUGAGGGGCCCAUUCAUAUGGUGCAAUACAUAUUUGGCUUGGCCUAUUAUAUCAUACUGGGGGUAACAGUCCUCUGUGCAGACCAUCUGAGGACUGUUGAAGAGACAAGCACUCUCCUCUCCCAGCUAGGCUGGCUACACGUUGCUGGGACCGCACUCUUUAUUUGGGCCUCACUGCUUCAACACCGCUCCUUGGUGCUGCUAGCUAAGCUUCGUACCGGAAGUUCAGGAACAGUGGAGACACUGGCUCACAGAAUACCGAAUGGAGGGUGGUUUGAGCUGGUGUCAUGUCCCCAUUACUUUGCAGAGCUGCUUGUCUAUGUUUCACUGAGUUUGGUUUUUGGAGGCCUCUCUCUUACUUGUUGGCUUGUUGUCCUUUAUGUUCUCUUUAACCAGGCACUUGCAGCACAACUUUGCCAUGAGUUUUAUCUUAGCAAAUUUGAAUUUUAUCCAAGGCAUCGCAAAGCAUUUAUACCGUUUGUAUUAUGACUUGCCAGCGGUGCCAUCAGUGUCUCCCUUUGUGCAAUUCUUUACUGGGAAUGAAAAAAUGGUAACUGAAUGUUAGAGAAGCUGGCUUGAGACAAAUAGGUCACAGGUUUGGAACCACAGAAAAUGUUAGCAGGGGAAGUGAGCAACAUUAAGGUACAAUCUCAAGAAAUUUCGAAUAAAUACAGUGUAAUGUUUAUCUAUGUAUUCAACAAAUGUAAUGUCUAUAUGCAUUCAUUAGGCAAUGGAAAGAAGAACUGGAGUUGGUCCCCGGGUGCUACAGCUGCCACUGCUCCUAUACAAUAGGAUGGGUUAAUUGCAGAGAACACAUUUCGUUGUAACCUGUACAGUCAGUCAGUCAGUCAAUCAAUCACUCAAGCAAUCAAGUCGCACAAUGACAAAACAAAGUGGUUCUCCUUUUUUCUUUAUUUAUUAAAAAGUAACUUCUCA
Messenger RNA from Lampris incognitus (smalleye Pacific opah), 1407 nucleotides. It is a transcript of the gene srd5a3, whose product is annotated as steroid 5 alpha-reductase 3. The coding region runs from base 13 to 960 and encodes 315 amino acids. Gene Ontology annotation, molecular function: 3-oxo-5-alpha-steroid 4-dehydrogenase activity. Gene Ontology annotation, cellular component: endoplasmic reticulum. The record is from RefSeq and is a predicted model, not a curated record. NCBI's taxonomy places the organism in Eukaryota, Metazoa, Chordata, Actinopteri, Lampriformes, Lampridae. Gene Ontology annotation, biological process: polyprenol catabolic process; dolichol-linked oligosaccharide biosynthetic process. The transcript has 5 exons.